GGGCUUUGUUACGCAACUGCGAGCUGUUGGGUGUUGGACGACCCGUUUCAAAGAUGCCACCCAAGGGAAAGACCGGUUCUGGAAAAGGGAAAGGAGGAGCAGCCUCUGGAAGUGACAAUUCUGACAAGAAGGCUCAGGGUCCCAAAGGUGGUGGCAAUGCAGUAAAGGGCGACUUGGGUUGGAUGACCAGAGGGUCCAUGGUUGGACCUUUUCAAGAAGCAGCAUUUGCCUUGCCUGUAAGUGGGAUGGAUAAACCUGUGUUUACAGACCCACCAGUUAAGACAAAAUUUGGAUAUCAUAUUAUUAUGAUUGAAGGGAGAAAAUAAAUCAUAUGAAAGACUGA
This is a messenger RNA of Otolemur garnettii (small-eared galago), 343 nucleotides long. It is a transcript of the gene PIN4, whose product is annotated as peptidylprolyl cis/trans isomerase, NIMA-interacting 4. The coding region runs from base 54 to 326 and encodes 90 amino acids. Gene Ontology annotation, biological process: rRNA processing. Gene Ontology annotation, molecular function: peptidyl-prolyl cis-trans isomerase activity; DNA binding. The transcript is spliced from 3 exons. The record is from RefSeq and is a predicted model, not a curated record. Lineage: Eukaryota; Metazoa; Chordata; Mammalia; Primates; Galagidae.